AUGCAGGGAGACGCACGCCCGCCGCACACCCGUGCCCACCGUCGCUGUCCCCGCAGCGGUGCCUACUCGCUGACGCUGCGGGAGCUGUCGGUGCGGGCGCUGGGGCUGCGGUCCCUGCAGGAGAUCAGCAGCGGGAUGGUGCUGGUGCACCACAACCCCCAGCUCUGCUUCCUCCAGAAGGUGCCGUGGGGCAGCAUCUUCCGCAACCCCCGGCAGCGCCUCUUCCAGACCCACAACACCCCCGAGCAGUGCGAGAGCGAGGGGUUGGUCUGCUUCCACCUCUGCGCCCAUGGGCACUGCUGGGGCCCCGGCCCGACCCAGUGCGUGGCCUGCGAGCGGUUCCUGCGGGGCCAGGAGUGCGUCGCCUCCUGCAACCUCCUGGAGGGAGCCAUCCGGGAGCACGCCAACGGCACGCGGUGCCUGCCCUGCCACCCCGAGUGCCAGCCCCAGAACGGCACCGAGACCUGCUUCGGACCGGAAGCGGACCAGUGCGUGGCUUGUGCCCACUACAAGGACGCGCAGCAGUGCGUGCGCCGGUGCCCCAGCGGGGUGAAGGCGGACGCCUCCUUCGUUCCCAUUUGGAAGUAUCCGGAUGAAGACGGCGUUUGCCAGCUCUGCCCCACCAACUGCACCCACUCGUGCACGAUCCGGGAUGAGGACGGCUGUCCCGUGGACCAGAAGCCAAGCCAGGUCACGUCCAUCAUCGCUGGCGUGGUUGGGGCUCUGUUGGUCGUGGUCCUGCUGCUCAUCACCGUUGUGUGCGUGAAGCGCCGGCGGCAGCAGGAGCGCAAGCACACCAUGCGGCGCCUGCUGCAGGAGACCGAGCUGGUGGAGCCGCUGACGCCCAGCGGGGCCCUCCCCAACCAGGCCCAGAUGCGGAUCCUCAAGGAGACUGAGCUCAAGAAAGUCAAGGUCUUGGGCUCCGGCGCUUUCGGCACCGUCUACAAGGGCAUCUGGAUCCCCGACGGGGAGAGCGUGAAGAUCCCGGUGGCCAUCAAGGUCCUGCGGGAGAACACAUCCCCCAAAGCCAACAAGGAGAUCCUGGACGAGGCCUACGUGAUGGCAGGGGUGGGCAGCCCCUACGUGUCCCGGCUGCUGGGCAUCUGCCUGACGUCCACGGUGCAGCUGGUGACGCAGCUGAUGCCCUACGGCUGCCUCCUGGACUACGUGCGCGAGAACAAGGACCACAUCGGCUCCCAGGACCUGCUCAACUGGUGUGUGCAGAUCGCCAAGGGGAUGAGUUACCUGGAGGAGGUGCGGUUGGUGCACCGGGACCUGGCCGCUCGCAACGUCCUCGUCAAGAGCCCCAACCACGUCAAGAUCACCGACUUCGGGCUGGCGCGGCUGCUCGACAUCGAUGAGACCGAGUACCACGCCGACGGCGGCAAGGUCCCCAUCAAGUGGAUGGCGUUGGAGUCCAUCCUCCGCCGGCGCUUCACUCACCAGAGCGAUGUCUGGAGCUAUGGCGUCACCGUAUGGGAGCUGAUGACGUUUGGGGCGAAGCCCUAUGAGGGGAUCCCUGCCCGGGAGAUCCCGGACCUGCUGGAGAAGGGCGAGAGGCUGCCGCAGCCGCCCAUCUGCACCAUCGACGUCUACAUGAUCAUGGUGAAAUGCUGGAUGAUCGACUCCGAAAGCCGGCCCAAGUUUCGGGAGCUGGUCACCGAGUUCUCCCGCAUGGCCCGGGACCCGCAGCGCUUCGUGGUCAUCCAGAAUGACCUGGCCGGGCUGCCUGGCUCCAUUGACAGCACCUUCUACCGGGCCCUGCUGGAGGAGGAGGACAUGGAGGACCUGGUGGAUGCUGAGGAGUACCUGGUCCCUCACCACGGCUUCUUCAGCGCCGAGACCUCCACCACCUACCGCAGCUGCAUCUCCUCCAUGCGGAGCACAGCAGAGACCCCGGUGGACGCAGAGGAGGGCGAGGGCUUGGCCCCCUUCCCCUUCCCACCGCAGGGCCUGGCGGAGGGGCCGGAGGGCCCCGUGCUGGAGCCCCCGGAGGGGGAUGCCGGGGUGAAGGCGGCCCUGCAGAGCCCGCUGGCGGCGCGGGAGCCCAUCACCGUGCCGCCGCGGUACAGCGAGGACCCCACUGCGCUGGCGGCCGAGGACAGCGAGGAGCCUGAGGGCUUCAGCCCGGCGCCCUGCAGCACCAUGCCGGAGUACGUCAACCAGGCUGAGGAGCGGCGGUCGCCACCGCGGCACCCCCGUGGCCCCCCGUCCCCCCCGGACAAGCCCAAGGGGCACCAGGGCUUGAAGAACGGGCUCAUCAAGGAAGCCAAGCACCCCUUUGGGCACGCCGUGGAGAACCCCGAGUACCUGGCACCCCCCGGUGCCCCUUUCAGCCAGGCCUUCGACAACCCCUACUACUGGAACCAGGACCCCCCCAAAGCCCCCGGCCCCGAGGGGGGCCCUGGCACGACACCCACGGCCGAGAACCCCGAGUACCUCGGCCUGGCCGGCCCCGACAGCGCCGCGGCGUAGGGCCACGGAGCCCCCAUCACUUCACAGAGGCAGCUUGGGGAGGGCCAGCACGAGGCGAGACACGGAUGUGGGGCCGGCGGCUGUGCCCAGCGCUGUGGGGUGACACCGGGCACGGAUGCUGUGGGGC
Molecule: messenger RNA, 2602 nt
Organism: Pezoporus flaviventris
Lineage: Eukaryota; Metazoa; Chordata; Aves; Psittaciformes; Psittacidae
Product: receptor tyrosine-protein kinase erbB-2-like
Biological process (GO): positive regulation of MAPK cascade; positive regulation of kinase activity; neuron differentiation
Cellular component (GO): signaling receptor complex; basal plasma membrane
Molecular function (GO): transmembrane receptor protein tyrosine kinase activity; ATP binding
Source: RefSeq, a predicted model, not a curated record